Messenger RNA from Ostreococcus tauri, 1083 nucleotides. RefSeq lists its product as uncharacterized. Gene Ontology annotation, cellular component: plasma membrane. Lineage: Eukaryota; Viridiplantae; Chlorophyta; Mamiellophyceae; Mamiellales; Bathycoccaceae. The record is from RefSeq and is a predicted model, not a curated record. Bases 1 to 1083 code for a protein of 360 amino acids. The transcript has a single exon.
AUGCGCGCCGCCGCCGCGCGCGUCGCGUCGCGUCCGCUGUCCGACGCGCGUCCGCGUCAAGGGGCGCGCGCGCGUCGACGCGGCGUCGAGCGCCGUGGGGCGUCGCGCAUCACUCUCGACGCCUCGCCGCGCGUCGCCGUGCGCGCGCGAUCGACCGCGAGCGACGCCGCGGGCGGGCGCGCGCGAUCCCCGGGCGUGUGGCCGCCCCCCGCCGCGCGCGCGAGCGAAGGGAUCGAUGGGAAACGUCUGCUCGGCGUCGCGGUCGGGUACUGCGGCGCGUGUUACCUCGCCAUGGCGUUCGCGUACAACGUCGUCCCGGGACUGGAUCUGGCGGAUAAGAUGGUGAACGAUACGAUCGGGGCGAUGCCGUUGAACGCGGUGUACGCGCCGAUGACGAUACCGGGGGUGUUGAAAUUCGUGAACAUGUUCGGCACGGCGAUGUACGCGCACGCCGGGACGAUCACCGCGGGGACGCGCGGGAUGGAUCUCAUGGGAUGCGUCUUGGUGGGCUUAUUGACCGCCGUGGGGGGGGGGACGAUCAGACAGGUCUUGUUCGGUGAUGUGCCGGUAUUUUGGGUGCGAGAGCCCGAGUAUUUGGCGCUGGCGGUUGUCGCGAGCGCGUGCACGUUUUAUCUCUGGCCGCGCGUGUCGCGGAAGAUUCGGCAAUCGAGAGAGAUGUAUUUGAUGCUCAACGCGACGGAUGCGAUCGCGUUGGGGUGUUUCGUCGUCGUCGGGGCGAACGCCGCGUUGGCCAGGGGUCACGGCGCGCUCGUCGGUGUCCUGAGCGCGCUCGUGACGUCGAAUUUCGGCGGCGUCUUGCGAGACGUCGCGUGCGCGCAACCCGUGCGCAUCAUGCACGCCGAGCAAGAGCUCUACGCCUCCACCGUGUGCCUGGGCGCGUGCGCAUUUUUGCUCAUCGCAAAGAUUUUCCCAAACGCGGCCGAGGCGCAGGUCGCGCGCGUGCUCGUGCCCAUUCUCGUCGUCGUCGUCGCCCGCGCGUGGGCGUGGACGCGCGACGCCCGUUUACCCGUCUACGCCGAUCGCGACCCGUUCGCGGGCGAGCCCACGCGCACGGUGCUCUGA